Molecule: messenger RNA, 1494 nt
Organism: Durusdinium trenchii
Lineage: Eukaryota; Dinophyceae; Suessiales; Symbiodiniaceae
Source: the annotation of a GenBank genome assembly
AUGCGACGAAAGAGCUGUCUACUCUUGGGCUGCUUGAACUGCUUGACCUUUGGUGGAUUCGCAUUGGAGUGGGGCCAAGCUUUGUCCCUGGACACCGUUCUGUCCACCUCCACCAAUUUGCAGCUUCUGCAAGCAGGGAAAGAGUACCAUCCGUCUCACCUGGAUGAGCGGAGAUUGCAUAGUGCGAAAGCUCGAGCCUCUUUGGACUCCUUUGGACUCCCAACCUUGGAGUUCGAUGAGGUCACCAGAACUCAUUCAAGUCACAAGCUGAAGGGAGAACUGCUUGAGGAGGCUGCAAUGGCAGCAGCUGCACUGGCAGUGAGAGAAGAGGCCAAGGCGGCCCGCGCGGUCGGCGGAGGAGAACCCGCCCGGCUCUUGGCAUCCACGCACCUGAAGAGCCAUGCGGAGCGAUCGGCCAGACAUUUGAUCUCACGCUUCGAGGUGAUCAACGAGGAAGCCAAUGAGUCUCACACCAACAGCAGUUCCCCAAGGAUCGUGAAUCAAAGUUCGCCCUGGACAAAUCCACAAGGAGUCAAUCCCUUCAAUCCAUUCAGCAACCCGUUCUUCAACCCUUUCACCCCAAACCCCUACACGCCCUUGCACACAGGCGGAGGGCGUGGCAGCAACCUACUCUUCAUUUUGUUUGUCUUCAUCCUUGCAGCUGCAGGCUGUGCAGUAGCUUGUGGUGGGGUGUGGGAGGAUGAUGACGAUAUCAGCAGUGGUGACGAGAGCCAUCUGGGUUUGAUGGGGCUCAACGCCGACGCCCGGCGUGGGCGGGAGAACAUCAAGCGGAAGGUGCAGCCAGCGGAGAAAAGUCGUGGAUGCUUGAGCUGGUUGUCUUGCUGCGGCUGUUGCAGGUAUUGUUCCAAGACAGUGAUCUUGUUCACUCUUGGAGCCAUGCUGUUAACAUUCCUAGGUGGCAAGAUCUUGUGGAACAGCGGCAUCCUGCAGCCUCUACUGGCGCAGCUGUUGCUGUAUGCCUACGUGAUCCUCAUCAUCUUGGGCUUUGCCGUGGUCAUUACCCACGAGCUCACCCGGAAGAUCCGGCGCACCGUGGACAGCAUCUACCGGAGCCUGGUCGAUUUCCAAGACGUGAUGCCCCACUGGUUGAAGAAUCGAAAGGAGGCCAGCAAGGAGAUCGACAAUGCCCUGGCAGAGAUGCGAAUGAGUAUCAACGAUGCCAGGAGGCAUCGCAGUGGCGAGGAGCGCCGUGCGCUCAACGAGCUGCGGAAGGUGGCGGAGGACGUAGUGGAGCGUGUCCAGAAGGUUGUGGAUGACGCGGGUGCUCGCCACAGCAAGGAUGCCAAGGAAAGGCAACGGAGCACCAUCGCAGCCUUUCAUUUGCUUCCUUUCACGGCCAAGUUGCGAAUCCUGGUGGCAGAAAAGGCUUUGGCGCUCACACUCCUGGGUGGUGCCUUUACGGUCGGGUCCACCGUGGUGCUAUGUAUUUGCCUGGAGAUCUUCUCUGCCUGGUCCUGUCGGCUGCAGUGUUGA